AUGGCCUUCGGACGUCGCAAGAGAAGCGCCUCUGCCCAUCUCCAGCCGCUCUCCUCACCCGCUGCGCAAUCCGCCCAGUCCGCCGCCAGCCAUGCCUUUCUAAAAUCACAACCCUCUAAUGCGAGCCUCUCCUCCGCCGCCGCCGCAGCGGCUCUACGCAACCUCACACCCACCCCGACCCAGAUCGAAAAUGUCCAGACGAAGCGGAUGGUCGAGCGCCGCGCCUCGACCCAGUCGCAGGCCCCGAACGGUCGGCGCUCCGCCAGCGCAAGUGCCACGCUCCGUCGCUCCGCCAGCAACAGCUCGAUGACGGGUCGCACCUUUCGCGACCAAUCCCCCGGUCGCCCGGCCACGAGCUCUGGUCCGGCUUCCCCGCCGAAAGAUGUGCCCCCGCUACCCUCGUUUCCCUCCCAAUAUGCACCGCGCAAGCAGCCCGGUCGCCGCACGCUGAGCAUGGAGCCGACGAUGCGGUCGCCUCCGGGUUCGCCUCCCCGAUCGGGAGCUCGGGAGCAGGGCAGAGGGUCUCCUAUCCACAUGGCUACGCACCAGCGCGUGACCAAUCUCGGGACGCUGCCUGAAUUGGAGCGGUCGGGGAGUCGCAACUCGGUGAAUUUCUCGUAUCCCACUGGCUCGCGGCCAACGUCGCCUUCAAUUGAGAAUACUACGAUGAGUCUGCAGGGUGCGAUAGAAGAGGUCCCUGAGCCCGCUCGAGAGAAGCCUCUGCAGGAGAGAACCCCGAACAGACCGAAACAGGCAUCUAGCAGUGUCGAGGGAAGCCCCGCGGCUGGCAAGUCGGGUCGUUUGGCUGGCAGCGCUGCCGCUGCCGCACUCGCAGUCGGCGCGCAAAAAGACAGCUCCAAGGCGGCCGAGCAGCGGACUAUAGCGCCUGCUUCGAUUGAUGUCGAACAUGCACGCAACACAGCAGUCAUCCCUGAACGGGACACCUCGUCCCGGGCUCUCCCUGAACGAUGGCCCUCGACGGUCAAGGAGGAACCUGACGAUAAGGAGAUCCAAACACGUCAAGGCAGGAACCGAAUGUCAACUGCAUCACCCGAUGCGCCAGCGCUGGCAGCGCCUCAUUCGCCUUCGGGCCUGCAGCCUGAGCCACAUCUCCGCCAGUCGAGCAGCCCAGGUCGCUCCGCUCGAUUCGCCAAGUUGCUUGAAGUGACCGGCACCGGUGAUCAGGUGCACCAGCCUCCGCCGAGAUCGGUCUCUCCCGUCAAAUCGGCACUCAAACACUCGAGGGGGUCUUCUCUUUCCCCAGAUAGGAGACUCUCGGUGACCGGGCGCGUUCACCCCUCAAGCGAGCUAUCGGACGGGACCUCUGUGGCUUCAGACGAAGGGUCUCGGAUCGGUGCCAAGAAGAAGGCUGCCAAAGUCAGUUUCGACGACGAGGCCGAAGUUGUUGGCGUAGCAGCCAGUCCCCCUACCUCGCCCGAGGAGUACACACCCGAGUCACCACCGACCAAGGCCAAGUCUCGUAUGAGCUGGCUCGGCGUUGGCAAGAAAACAACGCCCACGGAAUUUGCCAGUGACGAUGAUUGGAACGUUGUUAUCAAACCGCGCCAGGAGCUUCCAUCCUUUGGUAGCAUUCGUGGGAAUAGAGACGGGUUAAAGCGAUCUCCCAUCCCAGAUUUCAGCGACGAGUCCAGCUCGUCUGAAUCCGAUGUGGAACCGAAGCAGACAAAUCAUGCUGUUGGAGAGCUUCCCAAAGCUCCAGAUCAUGGGUACUUUCCUUCUACCGAUGCCAAUGUCUUGGAGCAGUUGUCUAUAUAUGGUGCGCAACCAGCUGCGGACGUGACAAAAGACGCAAAAACUACUGAUGAAACUGAGCAGCCCACUGCAGACUCAGAACUCUCCGUCCCUGCGAUCGCUGUCGAGCCUGCUACUCCUCCAGCAGAAGAGCACAAGCGGAGCUUCGACUCCAAGAGAUCUAGCAUGGACCAGUACCAGAUUCCAGGCGGGUUCCCACCCUCUGGCUCAGAGCGCAGCUUGAAGUCAGCGAAAAAGACCAAGGCCCAGACUGUGGCGAGCGCCGUUCCCAAGCUGAACGACGCGGAUACCGACGAGGACUACAGCGACAGCAUCUACAGUGAUGCCGCCGAAGACAUCGAUGUUGACGUCGACGGUGACGGUUAUGGAUCCAUCAAUGCCAUUGUCGAUAGGCCGGCUCCAACGUCUGCACCUACCCGACCUCUGGAGACAGUUGCCGAAUCCCGAGAGGCAACGCCAAAGCCCGUGAACCGUACCUUGAUUGACAAAGACGCCCCUGAGCUUCCCCAGCCUCGCACGGUCACGCCAACCAACCAUCCAGAGGAAUCGCCUGCGUCUUCACCGGGCGAGCCUGCACCUCCGCAACCCAGAGCCAUUCGCAACAUUUCAAGUCAAAAUGGCAGUCCCCAGGCACAGUCGAGUCGUGUUCGCCCCAUUUCAAUGGCUGUGGACACUAGCGGCGCAUCUCGCACCCAAGACCGAUGGUCCAGCAACGAGGCCUCUCCUCAGAGCGCCCAGGGCAAGCCACGCCCACUCUCUAGUCUCCGCCGGCAGACGUCCAACGGGAGUGAUUCAUCGAGCAGCUUCAAGCGAUCCUCUCCUCGAGGAGACGCAGUCACGAUGCGUCGGACCAUGCGCGCCGGUGCAGGGAGUCCCCGAACCCAGCCUGAACGCAACGAGUCCCCACUCGAUCACCGACCCAUGUCGGCAGGCUCUUCAAACGGCACGAUGCGCAAGACCCUUCGCGGGCCGGCUGGGGGUGAGCGUUACUCAUUCUUCUCGACCAACAAAAAGGCGCCCCCAAGAGCAAAGUUCACAAAACCGCCCCCCAAGGCCGCUCGGUCAACGCGAUUCGCCAACUCAGAUGGUGAAAACGAGGACGAGGCCCGCCUUCAGUACUUCACCAGUCGAUUUGCCGACUCCAGCGACGAAGACGAGCCCCGUGGCAAUGCACUUCGUCCCGUUCGCGGUAUCCCCCGCCGCCAAGGUGCCGACGACGGCGACUCCACCGAGCUGGAUGACAGCUCUGAAGAAAGCCCACGUCAGCAGGCACACAGGGCCACUGCCCCUGUAGCCAUUGCCUCACCACCGCGCUCCCGCGGCAAGAACGCACCGCAGAGCAUGUCAGGAAUGGCAGCGGUGGCCAAACAAAGAGGCAUGACGCAGAGGGAUCUGGAAGAGUUCAUCAUGGCGCCCCCUAGCAGCCGCAAACCGGGCCUUCUCACGCGUCUCGGUAUAAAGAAACCCAAAAACUCAGACCACCGGAUCCGCAAAUCCGACGCUGAAAGCCCUUCGCGAAGAGACACCCCUUUAGAGCGCUCCCGCAUGGAACUUGACGAAGUGCGCGACGGUCCCGCGAAUGGAAAUUAUACCACAGUCACAUCCAUGGGAAGUCCCCAAUCCCCUCACUCGAAACUGGUGAAGAGGAACUCCAAACGCCAAUCCACAGGGCCUGAAUCGUGGCCGCUGAGUCCUACAGUCAGAGACGAGCCUCUCCACCCAGUCGCAGAACAAUCGCUCGACGUCCCUUCUCCUUUCCACGACGCAUCUCAACCCGCGAGGGCAGCUCGCAAUGAGAGCGUCGUCAAUGGAGGUCCUGCUGCAGUCCCCGUUACAAAAGAGGCCGACGAGCCCCGCAGCCCAGAUCUGAACCACGAUAGCGCUUCGGAAAUAACCAACCCGGAAGAACAUGGUCAAUCCGCUCGCGACGUCGUGAUCGCUGGCUCGGGUCGGAAGAAACGCUUCCCUCUCCUCCGCAAAGCUUUCGGUCUGCGCGCUUGA
This is a messenger RNA of Penicillium brevicompactum, 3774 nucleotides long. RefSeq lists its product as uncharacterized. The transcript has 3 exons. NCBI's taxonomy places the organism in Eukaryota, Fungi, Ascomycota, Eurotiomycetes, Eurotiales, Aspergillaceae. The record is from RefSeq and is a predicted model, not a curated record. Bases 1 to 3774 code for a protein of 1257 amino acids.